This is a messenger RNA of Funneliformis caledonium, 448 nucleotides long. The record is from the annotation of a GenBank genome assembly. NCBI's taxonomy places the organism in Eukaryota, Fungi, Glomeromycota, Glomeromycetes, Glomerales, Glomeraceae.
UUUGAAAGAAAAUAUACAAAUGUUAUUAGUUAAAAAUCCUAAAUUAAAAGAUAUUUUUCCAAAUGAAUCUGAUUGGAAAUUGUUUAAAGAUUUAGACCAAUUUUUAUAUCAAUUUAAUGAAGCAACGAUUGAACUUUCGUCACAAAAAUAUCCUACUGUUGCACAUUCAAGAGUAAUUUUAUUAGCAAUUAAAAAAGAUUUAGAAAUUGAUUAUGGUAACGAUUAUUUAUUAAAUGAUGUAGUUAAGGCAAUUUCAUUUUCCAUCGAGAAAUCUAUGAAGUUCUUCCUAAGUGUUCGUUUAGUGGCUGGAUCGCAAAAAGCUUCAUAUUGGUGGAUAUUUGUGUCGGUUACUCAAAAUAAGUUGACCUUGAAUUUUAUAGGACGACUUGAACGACCUAAGCCAGGACGUUCUACAAAGUUAGAUACUUUAACCGAAUGGAUUGGGUGA